This is a messenger RNA of Girardinichthys multiradiatus, 551 nucleotides long. It is a transcript of the gene hint1, whose product is annotated as histidine triad nucleotide binding protein 1. The coding region runs from base 48 to 428 and encodes 126 amino acids. Gene Ontology annotation, molecular function: hydrolase activity. Gene Ontology annotation, biological process: purine ribonucleotide catabolic process. Gene Ontology annotation, cellular component: nucleus; cytoplasm. The record is from RefSeq and is a predicted model, not a curated record. The transcript is spliced from 3 exons. NCBI's taxonomy places the organism in Eukaryota, Metazoa, Chordata, Actinopteri, Cyprinodontiformes, Goodeidae.
GCUGAAACUGGAUAUCUGCUCCACCCCCUCUGUUGAUCUGCGCCAACAUGGCUGAUGAAACGGCCAAAGCUCAGGUUGCCCAGCCGGGUGGAGACACAAUAUUUGGAAAAAUCGUGCGCAAAGAAAUUCCUGUUAACCUAAUUUAUGAAGAUGAUCAGUGUGUUGCCUUCCCCGAUAUUGCUCCACAAGCUCCCACUCACAUCCUGGUCGUCCCAAAGAAACCAAUUGUCCAGCUGUCACAAGCCGAGGAAAGUGAUGCUGCAUUGUUGGGCCACAUGCUAAUAGUUGCAAAAAAGCUCGCUGAAGAGGCAGGCCUAUCAAAAGGCUACAGGAUCAUCAUCAACGACGGGCCUGAUGGUGGCCAGUCUGUCUACCACAUCCACAUUCACGUCUUGGGUGGACGUACUAUGGGAUGGCCCCCCGGCUAACCUUCGUCGUUUUGCACAUUGUUCUGCGCCUUGCCGUGUUAACGUCCCUUGUCUGACAUGAGUCCUGUUAAACAGUGAAACAAACGUGGCAAUACUAUGGUGUUAAUAAAAUACAAAACAAUG